Bolinopsis microptera is the source of this 2997-nucleotide messenger RNA. RefSeq names its product inactive rhomboid protein 1-like. Gene Ontology annotation, molecular function: serine-type endopeptidase activity. The coding region runs from base 12 to 1829 and encodes 605 amino acids. Gene Ontology annotation, cellular component: endoplasmic reticulum membrane. The transcript is spliced from 4 exons. NCBI's taxonomy places the organism in Eukaryota, Metazoa, Ctenophora, Tentaculata, Lobata, Bolinopsidae. The record is from RefSeq and is a predicted model, not a curated record. Gene Ontology annotation, biological process: regulation of protein secretion; regulation of epidermal growth factor receptor signaling pathway.
CUCAGAGGAGGAUGGCCUACAACCAGCAUAUGUUGUUGAAUGCUGGUAGCACGCUGUCCAGAGCAGGAACCACAGCAAGACAGAGUCUCAGUAAUUUCUUUGGUAUAAACAAAGAGAGUAGGGAUAUCUGGUCUGAGAAGUUUCAACAGAGAAUAAAUCAACAAAAAGUUGGUCUGACGUUGCGGGAUGAAAAAGAGGCAUUCACAACUCUAUCGAGACGGUUAUCCUUGAAAAGAAACGCUAGAGUCAGCCUCAGACACCCCCCUCGCAGUGCAUCGCCCGACCACGGCCCUCACCGAGAAGCUAUAGAGUUGGAGGAUGACGUGUUCUUAUCUCCAAACAAGAACGACAGGAAGAUAGACAGCGCUCUCCUCAUCACUAACAAGGAGGAGGCUCUGGAAUGCUACCGACGAAUGAUAGAGAGGAGUACCCAGAAAACACCCCUGACGUCAACAGACAGCAGUGAGUGGUUUGGUGUUAACACCUUGGUCCGUGUCGGAGCUCACGACCUCCGCUCUAAUCUCCGCACCCCUGCUUCGCUGGCCCGCGAACAAAACAUCAAGGUUCAACUUGAGUCCCUCCCCGAGUUCACCCCUUGGUUUAUAUACGUAGUUACUCUAGCUCAGAUUAUAUUCAUGUGUUUCAUGCUGUGGUCUUAUGGCGGUAUCCACACAGUCGGGCUAUCCCCCUACACUGUGGUGCAGGAGAACACGCCAACUGUCCGCUCUUCUCUCGACGAAGUGUCCAGAACUGUGACUCCCAACAUCUGGCUUGGUCCAGAUGAAAACUUCCUCAUAAAAUUCGGAGCUAAGUUUAGUCCGUGCAUGCGUGAGGAUCAUCUUAUUAACAUUAAGUACACUAACAUAUACAGCAAACAAGACAGUGAGUUUGUCUGCUGCCAGUUUGACAGUAUCAACAGGAACUGGGUCGGUUACACAACCAUUUCAGCGUGUCGUGGCUACGGAGAAGCUCUCUCUCACACCAACUGUUCCGUCUACACGGACGAUAACCCCAUGUUCACCCACAAGUUCAGACCGUGUUGCACUAACGUGACUGGAGGCUGUAUGAUGACAUCGCAGGAACAUUGCUUGUUCUUAAAGGGCCGAUGGCAGGAGUCUGCGGAGACUUGUAGCCAAGUCAACUGCUUAUCUCAGAUUUGUGGAAUGAACGAGUUGAAGAGUAAGGGUAAGAACACUCCCUACAUUGCUGAAGCUAACCAAGGGUACAGACUCGUCACCGCAAUUUUUGUCCACGCAGGGGUGUUACAUCUCAUCCUAACGAUUGUAGCCCAGCUUGUCCUGGGGAGUCAGAUCGAGAGGACCGCUGGUUGGUUCAGAAUAAUGCUAAUCUACCUUACUUCCGGUAUUGGGGGUAAUCUCAUUUCCAGCGUGUUUGUUCCUUACGAAGCGACGUGCGGUGCUGGUGGUCCUGUGUAUGGCCUGCUCGGUGUUGUUCUUGUAGAGUUUCUGCAGAGUUACCAGGUCGUCAUAAAGCCUGGAAUUGAGCUCAUCAAACUAUUGUCGGUCAUCGUGCUAUCGCUCUUCAUCGGGACUCUGCCGUAUCUUGACAAUUUCGCUAAUAUCGGUGGGAUGAUAUUUGGGGUCCUCUCUGCAUACCUCUUUCUCCCCUACAUUACAUUUGGUAAAUUUGAUUACGGACGCAAAGUCCUUCAAAUUAUCGUGGCGUUUUUGUUAAUUGUAUUUUUAUUCAUCGUCGGAUUUGUAGCGUUUUAUAUAGUCCAGGGCACGGAUUGGUGUAAAAACUGCUAUUAUUUAAACUGCAUUCCAUAUUCGAGUAACAUGUGCCAUAAGCAUUUAAUAAAUUUAUAGUUAUACCAUUGGCAUGUAUUUGUUUUUAAAUGAGAAUCGAUAAACGGAUAUUAAGUUUCUAAAUAUUGUUUUUGUAACGCGCUAAGGUAAAUUAUUUGUUUUUGUAUAACCAACAUGUAAUAAUUAUGAUCAGGUUGCGAUCAAAAAUUUCUGCAAUUUGAUAACACCUCUUGUUUGUUAACUAUUUUCUAGUUAUUUCUGUAAUCAGAAAUGAGUGAUUCCCAUUAACGUGUUAAUCUUUUCAAUACAUUUUCUUAUACCAUCCUGAUAUUUAAAGGUUAUUUGAUUCAUUUAUUUGUAGGAACUUUGCUCCGAUAAGUUCCAAUGUUUAUACUCGUUACAACCAUUUACUCAAAUCGUAUUUGAGAGCUUUAACUGUAUACAUUAAUACUGGUAAUUGCAGUAUAAUCGUUCUCUAAUGAGGAGAUGAAGCAGUUUAUCGCUGCGCUAUCCUAACUAUUUUACUAUUAAAGAGUACGUUGUUUGUUACGCUUGAUUUUCAUAUAAGUUGUUUUCAGAUGUAUUACACGCGGUUGAGAAACAUUAUCUUCAUUACUUUAAAAGAUUGAUUAUCAUUAUCAUCAUCGAAAUAUUGGUUUGUGUUUGGGGUAUAACGGGUAAGGUGUACGUGGAAAAGUGAGAAUUUGGCUGGACCGCAAGUCCUCAGACUCAAUUAGAUCAAUUACAGCAUAACGUGGCACAUAACUGCGUUACACUACCUCUCAUAGCUAAGUAAAUAAGUCCCGCUUUAUGGAGGUAACAUUAACCUUGUUAGCGGGAACUUUAAACCUAUUACCCGAUCUCUGGUUGCUGUAUCCAGCUCUUUAGUGCGCUGCUGUCUGGUGUGGCUGUGUUGGUAUAUAUAUAGCGUGUAAUGCUCCCCUAGUUAUACAAAUUAAACAUUCCUGCAGUCUUCUGCGCUAUAAUUUCGCUAAAUUAUCUGAUUUUGUAUAAAAUGGUGUUUUUUUUCUGUGUUAUAUCGUUGACUUGCGGUUCUUGGCAACUUUUCGCCAUUUGGAGCAGAUGUGUGUACAUAAAUAACAUGGUUUUAAAGUUAAACUGCAUUCAUACCUAACCUAUAUUUAUCUGAUUUAUUAUAUCACAAUUUUGAAACUGUUGCUUUUGUAAUUUUAUAUGAUAUGAGCUAUUUUUAUCACACCUUUGCCUU